This is a messenger RNA of Olea europaea var. sylvestris, 1455 nucleotides long. RefSeq names its product putative vesicle-associated membrane protein 726. Gene Ontology annotation, cellular component: membrane. NCBI's taxonomy places the organism in Eukaryota, Viridiplantae, Streptophyta, Magnoliopsida, Lamiales, Oleaceae. The coding region runs from base 531 to 1196 and encodes 221 amino acids. The record is from RefSeq and is a predicted model, not a curated record. The transcript has 5 exons. Gene Ontology annotation, biological process: vesicle-mediated transport.
AGUGUCAAGAUUCAUGAAACAAUGAGUGUGGCACAAUUUCAGGGUUUUAUUUUGGAUGGAAUUUUGGAGAAGAAACUUUAUGAAAAAUAUGCUACGCCGUGGCCUAUACCUGAUGAAAAUAAUCGUAGGCUAUUCGAAGAACUGAAUGGGAGUCUGCAGAUUCUGUUCCAAAGAAAGAAAUUAAUGUCUUUACGGAGCUGGACAAAUAUGGGGAAGUGAGGUAUGGGGGAAAGGCUGGUUGUGGAAAUGAGCUUUGAAAGGCGCCAUGGGUUGAUUCAAUACAAUUUGGCUAAUUAUAGAAAUGUGCUAUUUUACUGUUUAUAUAUAAAUAGAUAGUGAUUCCUCAAAUUCUACUCUCUUUCUGGUUUUUCUCCGAUCCAACCGUUCUUCCACACACAUUUUUCCCCCUCACUUGAAUGCAAUACGUUUCUCUAUCCAUAUUUUCAUAUCAAUUUUUUUGAUCUCUCCUUAUUCAAAAUUGGGUUCUGGGUGGGUUUUUCUUGUCGAAAAUCAUAUAUAAGAUAUAGAUUAUGGGUACUCAGCAGACACUGAUCUACAGCUUUGUGGCGAGAGGCACGGUGAUAUUAGCAGAAUUUACGGGAUUCAAGGGGAAUUUCAUCGGCAUUGCCUCCCAAUGCCUGCAGAAGCUGCCGGCAUCCAACAACAGGUUCACUUACAAUUGCGAUGGCCACACCUUCAAUUACCUUGUGGAAAAUGGAUUCACCUAUUGCGUUGUUGCCAUUGAGUCUGCUGGCAGGCAAAUUCCGAUUGCGUUUCUAGAGCGUGUUAAGGAUGAUUUUAACAAGAGAUAUGGAGGAGGAAAAGCCACAACUGCAGGUGCCAAUAGCCUGAAAAAGGAAUUUGGGCCAAAAUUGAAAGAGCAUAUGCAGUACUGUGCUGAUCAUCCUGAAGAAAUUAACAAACUUGCUAAAGUCAAGGCUCAGGUAUCUGAAGUAAAGGGUGUCAUGAUGGAAAACAUCGAGAAGGUUCUUGACCGAGGCGAGAAGAUUGAGCUGCUUGUUGAUAAAUCUGAUAAUCUCCGAUCACAGGCGCAGGAUUUUAGGAAACAGGGGACCAAGAUUAGGCGAAAAAUGUGGUUCGAGAAUAUGAAGAUUAAAUUGAUUGUGUUUGGUAUCGUUGUAGCUUUGGUUCUCAUCAUCAUUCUGUCUGUUUGUCCUGGCUUCAAGUGUGCAUAGGAGAACUCACUUAGGAUUGAGUUUUCUAGGACGAUAUAUUUACUGGGAUAGAAGGCUCGGGUUUAUCGUGGGAUGAUUUCUGUCCUCCUUUUUCUACAAUUUUGAAGUUCCAUUCCCCUAUUCCAUUUCCCUCUUGAUCAAGAGCUUUCAUUUUUGGUGGCUUUGUAAUUUUGGAUCUAAUGUAUAGAUUAUAUAGUGAAUGAUGCAUCCCCUUCAUAUUGUAAGCCUGUUCUUCUGAUAUCCUAUCAGAUUCCAUAUA